Molecule: messenger RNA, 1484 nt
Organism: Triplophysa rosa
Lineage: Eukaryota; Metazoa; Chordata; Actinopteri; Cypriniformes; Nemacheilidae
Product: intermembrane lipid transfer protein VPS13C-like
Exons: 10
Biological process (GO): protein retention in Golgi apparatus; protein targeting to vacuole; mitochondrion organization
Cellular component (GO): extrinsic component of membrane
Source: RefSeq, a predicted model, not a curated record
UGCAGAGGUCAGGUACGGAUGCCCUUCCCAUAGGUGGAUCUCGAACACAAGAUGAUGAAAGAGAACUGUUGCAUCACACAGAGCUGUAUCUAACUGUUGGUUGCCUUCCAUAGAUGUUUGUAGACAACUUCCAGACAGCUAAAGAGGCUCUGACUGCCGCCACAGCUCAGGCCGCUGAGAAAGCAGCUUCCAGUGUGAGAGAUUUUGCUCAGAAGAGUUUCAGACUCGCCAUGGACAUCAAACUGAAGGCCCCCCUUAUCAUCAUCCCCCAGUCUUCAACAUCCCGUAAUGCAUUUGUGGUUGACUUGGGUCUCAUCACUGUGGGAAACAGAUUCUCGCUACUGGCAGCUGAGGGCUUCCCAUUGCCUGCUGUUCUGGAGACCAUGAAUGUAAAACUCACACAACUCAAACUAUCUAGGACCAUUCUAAAGCAUGAUGAUGCUUUUCCAGAUGUUGAGAUUCUGGAGCCUAUAAAUCUAGAGCUGCUUGUCAAGCGUAAUUUGGCUGCCACAUGGUUCAACAAGAUUCCAGGAAUGGAGGUCAAAGGAGUACUUAAGUCAAUGAAUAUGGCUCUUGGUCAGGAGGAUUUUGGCGUUCUCACGAGAAUCCUAGCAGAGAACAUUGGUGAAGGAAGCAAAGCUGCUGCAGUGGAGGGAACCAAAGCUUCUAUUAAAGAUGAAGCUGUUACAGAUGAAGGACUGACAGAUGCACUUUCUGUGGGGAUGGGAAGUCAAACGGCUAUCACUAAUGGCACCUUCAGUGAGAAUGUUGUCAAUGUGCUGCUCCAUUUUGAAAUCAAGGAGGUUAUGCUGAAAUUAAAGAAGUCCACAAAUAAGAAGGAGUGUCCCUUUUUGAUCCUGCAUGUAGCUCAGCUUGGAAUCGACACCAAAGUUAGAAAAUAUGACAUGGAGGCCACAACAUACAUUAAGACCAUCUCCAUGAAGUGCCUGGAGUUCUCUGAUUCAAAUGGGGAACCACUCUGUAUAAUCAAUUCCUCAGCAGAAUCAGGAACAGAUCUUCUCGAAGUCAAGUAUUUUAAGGCUGAUCGAAGUGGGCCCAACUUUGCUAGCAUCUACAAUAAUACUGAACAGAUGUUCAAUGUAAUGUUCUCCUCGCUAGACUUGAUGUUGCACACUGAGGCUCUUCUCUCUACUAUGGACUUCCUGUCUGCUGCCUUGUCCAGCAGCAGUCUCCCCUCACCAGAGAGAGAGAACAAAAAGACUGAAGAUAUCAGAACAACCUCAGCCAAAUCCAGCUCAGCUGCACUGAGCUCUCCCUCAGAUGGUGACGUCAUUGACCUGAAGGUGAACAUGCAGCUGGGUGCAUUUAAUGUGUUGGUGUGUGACCAGAAGAGCAACAUGGCAGACAUCAAGAUUCAGGGUUUGGACGGUUCGCUCCAAAUGCAGGGAACUCAGACACACAUGUCUACUCGUCUGCGGGACUUCAUCGUCAUCAAUGUGGAUUCUAAAACAAUUCACAAGAAG